Didymodactylos carnosus is the source of this 1059-nucleotide messenger RNA. Lineage: Eukaryota; Metazoa; Rotifera; Eurotatoria; Philodinida; Philodinidae. The record is from the annotation of a GenBank genome assembly.
AUGCGAACUGAUGAUCCUGCAUUUUUAGCAGUUCAAAAUCGAUUACGUUACGGACAAUGCACAAUAAAAGAUCAUAAGCUACUUUCAACACGCGUAAUUGAUCACCGAAGCUGUCCAGUUAAAUCAUUGGACGAGAUCGAAUGGAGAGAGGCCCCAAUUCUCGUUUUCCGUAAUGAUUUGAGAACAAAAUUGAAUAAUUUGGCGAUUAUAUCGAAAGCUCGUGAAAUUGGUGAAACACCUGUCGUAUGUGUGGCACAAGACAAGUUCAAUGCUGAUUCAGUUGUUAACGAAAAAUUGCGGGAAUACAUUUUGCGCUUGCCCGAUAACAAAACCAAAGGAUUAUCUGGUUACCUGUUUCUCGUCAUAGGUAAACUUUUAUUGCUAAAUAUUUCCAGACUACCAUUGUUUCUUUUCCUUGACCGCCUAGGUAUGCCGUUGCUGUUAACAGCUAACUUGGCCACAGAAUUACGUCUUUCAAAUGGAACAGUCGGAACACUCCGAAAAUUAGUCUAUGAAGAUGAACUUAACAACGAAGCAAGCACAGCACCCACAACGUGUGAUUUUCCACCAGAUACGAUGUUCGUUAGAAGACCAUUGUAUGCGUUGGUGGAAAUUCAAAAAUCAAACAUAUCGUCCAUACUGGACACAUUACCUCAAAAAUUAGUUCCAAUAGCACUUGUUGAAGAAACAUUUCAAGUAGAGUGUAAAGAACUGUUACCGGAACGAGAACGAAGGAAGAAUGUGGUAAAAACAAAAGUGAAAGUAACCAGGAAACAAUUUCCCUUUGUGCCAGCCUAUUCAAUCACAACAUAUAAAAGUCAAGGGCAGACAAUUCCAAAAAUUGUGGUGGAUCUCGUUUUUCCACCAGGCUGUAAACCACAAGUUGCAGCAGCCUACGUGCCAAUAUCGAGAGUGAAAAAGCUUGACGAUCUAAUACUUUUACGAUCCUUUCCACUGUCGGCCCUGCGGGUUAAUCCAAAUCAAGAUCUUCUAGAAGAACUUGACAGACUUGAUCAACUGGAUAAAAUAACAAAAAGGCGUUUUGAAUCUCGAGUGUAA